Pristis pectinata (smalltooth sawfish) is the source of this 2447-nucleotide messenger RNA. Its product is annotated as sterile alpha motif domain-containing protein 12-like. The transcript has 6 exons. Gene Ontology annotation, biological process: cell surface receptor protein tyrosine kinase signaling pathway. Gene Ontology annotation, molecular function: protein binding. Gene Ontology annotation, cellular component: cytoplasmic side of plasma membrane. The record is from RefSeq and is a predicted model, not a curated record. NCBI's taxonomy places the organism in Eukaryota, Metazoa, Chordata, Chondrichthyes, Rhinopristiformes, Pristidae. The coding region runs from base 305 to 718 and encodes 137 amino acids.
CCCGGGGUACGGCGCAAGUUGCGCGGAUCUGGCGUGGCGGGAGCCCGGGGUACGGCGCAAGUUGCGCGGAUCUGGCGUGGCGGGAGCCCGGGGUACGGCGCAAGUUGCGCGGACCGGGUGUGCAGCGUAUCCGGGUAGAGGGCCCGGUGUGCUGGUCGAGAUUGGCGGGAGUUCUGGUGCAGCGCCUGGUGUGAGGAUUGUGUCUGUCUUCUGGGGUUUCACAAUCUAUUAUUGUUCUUCCUUGAAGAAUCUGGCAGCUUUAUUUAAGGACUACAUAUGUACCACUGAGUAAUGGACUGUGAAGAUGUCCCAUAACAACACUUCUAAGUCGUGUCAGAUAAAAACAGAGCAACUUCAUGAAUACAGUUUACAGACUUUGCCUCUUAGUUAUUCUGAGGCUCAGCUUGAACUGGAAGAAUGUAAGAUUCGAGUAGUGAAAAAUACAGAAAUGGCAAAUAAACCUGUUUCCUUGUGGACAGUGGAUGAGGUGUGUGAGUGGAUUAAAAGUCACGACCUAAGUCACAACUCUGGUUUUGUAGAAGCAAUUUACUGGCAUGCUAUCUCAGGACGUGCUUUGUUGAGACUCACUGCAGGAAAGUUGGAACAAAUGGGCAUUGACGAGGAGAGCCAACGUCAUUCACUGCUUCAGGAAAUACUGCGAUUGCGUAUUCAAAAUGAUGUAGAAAGUCUUACUCCCAUCUUUGAAGGUGUUGCCUGACCCGCCAAGUUCCUCCAGCUCCUUUGUGUGUUGGACGAAAAAACAACUGACUAAAGAGCCCUUGUCAGAGACUUCAAGUAUCCUGCUCAAUAUUUCUUCCCAGAUCCUCAGCACAAAAAUGGAUAAUCUGACAAAUCAUCUGAUUUGUUAUUUAUAACAUAUAUUUAUGGAAAAGUUUCCAGAUUGCUUACCCAGCAACAAUUACUGCAUUUCAGAAAUAAUUCAUUAGAUGUAAACACUUUGUAUUUAUACAAUUUCUGAGAAAGAAAUACUGAGAAAACCUCAAUUUCCUUAUCACUCUUUGAUCAUAUUUUCCUUUUAUUUUAGUCUAACUCAAAAUAAAAUUCUCUACUUGGUUAUAUUUGUGAGGAACAUUAACUCUUCUUGGGAAUGUAAUGGAUAAAGUGAUAUAAACAUAUUGGAAAAUGUUGGUAUGGAAUGCAGGCUGAAUUUUCCUAUGCUGCUAAUCUUAAAUGCUAGAUUCAUUUCUGAACCUCCUCUGCAGUACUCUGUUGAAAUCCUCUUCAAGAAAGGUUGACUAAAAUUGCAUAUAAUUUAAAUGUGGUCUUACUGGCAAUCAAGGAGGUUAUAAUAAUUAUCACCAUGACCUUACAAUAGGUAAUUAGUUUAUUAUUGUCACAUGUACUGAGAUAGAGUGAAAAGCUUUUGUUUGCAUGCCAUCCAGACAGAUUAUUCUAUACAUAAAUACAUGGAGGUAGCACAAAAGGGAAAAAAAUAGAAUACAGUUACGGAGAAAGUGCAGUGCAAGUAGACAAAGUGCGAAGACCAUGAAGAGGUAGUUUAAGAGAUCAAGAGUUCAUCUUUAUUGUAUAAAAGGUCCAUUAAAUAGUCCUUGAGGUUGUUCAACAGAUCAGAUUUGUUGUAUACCCAUCAUUGAUUCUUCCUCUAUCACCUCACAUUUAUUGGGAUUAAUUAAGCUGAGCUAAGGGUCACCAACUGGAUAACUGCAUUAAUGUCUAUUUGCAUAUUAUUUCUCCUAGUAAAUGGUGAUACAACUUGGUAUCCUUUACACACCUUUCCUUCAAAUAAUGAUUUGUGUUUAUACUGCCAACCACUGCUAUGUAAAGCUGACAGGAAUUUUUGGUGUCUAUUCUUGCCAAAUUAAACAUGGAAAUCCAUAAACUUCUGUUUGUAAUAUCCUUUCUAUACAGAUCAUAAUUUUGCGACCUUCUUCAAUGCAAUCACAUUGAAUCUAUUUUCUGACUCGAACUUCAACUUUUAACACAUUUGUAGAGAAAAGAAGUACAAAAUGAACAGAGUACACAUACUGAAUGAAUAGGGUAGAACGAGUAGAAUACUCCACACAGAUGAAAGCAGAAAUGAUGGAGAUAUUUAUUUGGUCAGGAAGCACAUGUGAAGAGAGGAAUAGAAUUAUGAAAAGUCAUUGAUUUGUAAACUGUUUCUUUGCACAAAUGCAGCCUGACUGGCUGAGUAGUUCAAACAUAUUCUGUUUAAUAUUGUAAGCAUUUGGCUGUAUUGAUUAAGCUGAGUUUUAAUUGUGCACUAAAUCAUAAGUAUUUUUGAACAACCUUUCUAGUGCUCAAAAACAUAUUUGUUUUGUGUGGAUUGUCAUUCCCUCAGGAAAAACAUUUGAAAAUUCUGUAAUUUUUCAUUUAAUGAUAUUUCAAUGCUUCCUUUAUGUGAAUGGUCCAAUUUUUUAUUUUUCUUUCUGUAAUAGCUUAAAAUUAUGAAUAAAUAUGUGUUUUAC